This is a messenger RNA of Leptopilina boulardi, 1191 nucleotides long. Its product is annotated as gamma-glutamyl hydrolase A-like. Bases 14 to 1069 code for a protein of 351 amino acids. Lineage: Eukaryota; Metazoa; Arthropoda; Insecta; Hymenoptera; Figitidae. The transcript is spliced from 9 exons. Gene Ontology annotation, biological process: tetrahydrofolylpolyglutamate metabolic process. The record is from RefSeq and is a predicted model, not a curated record. Gene Ontology annotation, molecular function: gamma-glutamyl-peptidase activity. Gene Ontology annotation, cellular component: vacuole.
UAGUGAGACUCAAAUGAUUUUUCUACAAAAAUUUUAUUGCCAAAUAAAAUAUUGUUUUCUUCUGUUAAUAAAAAAAUCUAUCGACUUAUUUGUGUACAUAAAAAAUACAAGUUUUUGCAAAAAAUUUCAUUUUAAUAGCGAAAGUUAUACAGUGUUAAGGAAAUCGCCUCAAUCAAUUAAUAAUGAACCAAUUAUUGGAAUUUUGAGUCAAGAAAUUUCUUACAGUUUGAAUAAGAAAUAUCCCAAUCAAUAUAAUAGUUACAUAGCUGCUUCAUAUGUUAAAUUUAUUGAAGGAGCAGGCGGUAGAUGUGUUCCAAUAUGGAUUGGAAAAAAUGAUUCCUAUUACGAGGAUAUAAUGAGUAAAAUUAACGGAAUACUUUUCCCAGGAGGAUCAACUUAUUUUAAUCAAAAAAAUGGUUAUGCUGACGCCGGUGAAAAAAUUUACAAAAUUGCCAAAAGUUACAAUGACAAUGAAGAUUAUUUUCCUAUCUUGGGGACAUGUUUGGGUUUCGAAUUGUUAACUUAUCUUGCUGCUGAUCGUGUGGAACAUAGAUCAAAUUGUUCUUCUAAUGCUCAAGCACUUCCUAUAAAAUUUACUUCAAAUUACAAUCAGAGUCAAAUGUUCAAAAAUGCCCCGAAAAAGGUGCUUCAAAUUCUCCAAUUAGAAAAUGUGACAGCUAAUUUUCACAAUUUUUGUGUCACAAAAUCAGAUUUGAAAAAAGUUAACUUGACUGAUGUAUUCAAUGUCAUGUCAUUAAAUUACGAUCAAAAUGGUUUAGAAUUUAUAUCGACUAUUGAAGAUAAAAAAUAUCCAUUUUAUGGACUACAAUUUCAUCCAGAAAAAAAUGAUUACGAAUGGAUUAGAGGAAAAAAUAUUCCACAUGGAAAUAAUCCUACAAUUGUAAAUCAGUAUUUUGCCAAUUUUUUUGUUAAUGAAGCUCGAAAAAAUUUGCAUAUUUUUCAAGAUAAAAAUGAAGAGAUGAACAGUUUAAUUUAUAACUAUCCUGUAACAUAUACUGGUUUGAAGAAAUCAUCAUUUGUCCAAUGCUACAUGUUUAACACUAAUUAAAUUAUUUUUAUUUAUUUAAUUUCGAAAAUAAAAUAUUUUCUAUUAUUUAAAAAAAAAAUGAAAUACUCGCCAAAUGAUGAUUUAAAAAUUUGUAUUAUAAAAAAAAAAUAAAAUAAAUAUAA